CAAAUAAGUAAAUCAAAGGAAACGUAUUAAAGAAUGCUACAGAGAACCAAGUUUUAAAUAUCUGGUUCAAGCCUACCAUUCCAAAACAAAACAAUCUACCAUUCUUACUUUCUUAACAUCCAAAAUCAAUCAGUUUCCAUUUUUCCGUGCAAUACAUAUCUUAACAAUGCUCCCAUUCUUCCACUAGAUUGAUUGGAGAAUGGAUGCGGCGUCCCUGCAGAUCCCCCUUGUUGAGCACACCAAUGAAUGUAGCACAUCAAGAUGUGUUUACUUCGUUCGGACAUUUGGGUUGGAAUCAAAGAAGUUAUGGAGAAUCACAGGUCCUGCUAUAAUGAAUCGAGUGGCAAUGUAUGGGGUGCCUGUCAUCACUCAAGCGUUUGUAGGACAAAUUGGUGAUUUAGAGCUUGCUGCCAUUUCCAUGAUCAUCAAUGUCAUCUGGGGCUUCAAUUUUGGUCUAUUGUUGGGACUGGGAAGUGCCCUCCAAACUCUUUGUGGACAAGCUUUUGGUGCUCAACAAUAUACAAUGUUAGGAAUAUAUCUGCAACGCUCAUGGAUUGUUGUUACCAGCUUUGCAGUGAUAGUUCUGCCUGUUUAUAUAUUUGCUUCCCCUAUUCUCAAGUUGUUGGGGCAAGCAGAUGAUAUAGCUGAAUUAACAGGCAAAGUGGCCAUCUGGUGCAUCCCCAUGCAUUUCUCUCUGGUUCUUUGGUGGACAACUACCUGGUAUCUCCAGGCCCAAUUAAAAAACAUGGUCAUUGCCUACACAGCAAGCGUGGCUCUAAUACUCCAUGUUUUGAUGAGUUGGGUAUUUACUGUGAAGCUUGGUUGGGGUCUUGCAGGUGCAGUUGCAUCAAUGAAUUUUGCAUGGUGUUGGCCCUCAGUUACCCUGUUUUUCUAUAUUAUCUGUGGUGGCUGUCCCCUUACCUGGAAAGGAUUUUCUUUGGAUGCGUUCUCACAACUUUGGUCCUACCUUAAAUUGUCAGUGAGUUCGGGAAUCAUGUUAAGUGUUGAGAUAUGGUAUAUGAGAUUGAUAUUACUACUCACAUUCAAGCUUCAAAACCUUGAAGUAGCAGAUGACUCACUUUCUAUUUGUAUGACUAUUAAUGGAUGGGAGUUUAUGAUACCCAUAGCCUUUCUUGUUGGAACCAGUGUGAGGGUGUCAAAUGAGCUUGGAGCUGGAAACGGCAAAGCAGCCAAAUUUUCUGCAGUUGUCUCAGCAACAACUUCUCUUGUGAUUGGAAUUGUAAUUUUCGUCCUCCUCAUUAUCUUCCGCAAUAGUUUUGCUUCUUUAUUCACACAAAGUGCCACCAUCCAGCAAGCAGUUUCAAAACUGGCACUCUUAUUAGCAUUCACCAUUCUUCUCAACAGUGUGCAGCCAGUUCUCUCAGGUGUGGCGAUUGGAACAGGAAAACAAUAUAUCAUUGCUUAUGUGAAUGUAAUAUCGUAUUUCGUAAUUGGAGUGCCACUGGGAGCUAUUCUUGGUUAUUUGUUUCAUUUGGAUGUAAUGGGUAUCUGGACGGGAAUGCUGUGUGGGACUGCAGUUCAGACGGCUGCAAUUAUGUUUAUUGUAUUCCGAAGUGAUUGGAAACGAGAGGCAAUAAUUGCCACCAGCCGUGUCAAAACGUGGUCGUCUUCACACCGUCGAAGGGAGGAACAGCCAUAGAAAACUGGAACAGCAGUGCCCACAUGAAGAUAAUUUUUUUUUUUCUCAGUUGAAGAAGGAAUAAGGACUUAGUUUUAAUCAUGGUAAUGCAGUACUUUGUUCGAGUUUGUACACAAGAAUCUAAAAAAUGACAUUUAAUUGAUUGAAUUUACAUUUUUUUGAA
Messenger RNA from Cryptomeria japonica (Japanese cedar), 1823 nucleotides. RefSeq names its product protein DETOXIFICATION 27. Bases 200 to 1660 code for a protein of 486 amino acids. Gene Ontology annotation, biological process: xenobiotic detoxification by transmembrane export across the plasma membrane. Gene Ontology annotation, molecular function: xenobiotic transmembrane transporter activity; antiporter activity. The transcript has 8 exons. Gene Ontology annotation, cellular component: membrane. The record is from RefSeq and is a predicted model, not a curated record. Lineage: Eukaryota; Viridiplantae; Streptophyta; Pinopsida; Cupressales; Cupressaceae.